AGGAGAUCAGAGACAUGGUUCUCGAAAACGUUCCUGGAAGAUUCGCAUGCAUCUGUAGGGACUGGCAGGAAUCCAUCGAGCCAAGAAACUUUCGGAUCCUCCAAGUCGGUUCUGAUGAACAUUCGUUUACCAACCUACACAUGACAUUUCAUAACAAACCCUGGCGGCAAAGCUACGUUAGACACAUCUGGUUCAAGAUUGAAUUACCGGACCAUUGCAUCGAGAAGCGUUCGAGACCUCAGACUGAUGAAGAAAUCAACGAGGACCGUAUAUGCUUCGCCACCGCCAUAUUCACCCUAUUCUAUAAUCUCGAAGCCUAGAAGGAUGUCGAUUCAGCUGGCGAACCAACAUACCCAAGCAUCAAUUUGGAGAUCAGUGCCUCUUCGCCAAAUCAUGCCGGCAAUCCGUGCGGAAUAGAAGGGCUUUUGGACCACUGGCAGCAACAAAAGCGAUACGUGUUUGCUGCCAUUCGCCUUGCAAAUACCGGUAGUCCCUGCGUCAAAUGCAUCGCCGGGUUGAGUAUCCUGCGUCGAAAUAUGCGCAGAAUACAGUUAGCCCCUCUUGCAUCAUUAUUGUCCGAUUGUCUACCAAGAGUACGCUUGAUUCAUCUCGAACCCUGGAGGCAUCUUAACACAAGGGAGCAGAACCUAUCUGAUAUUGGUACAGUAGCAAAACCUAAAACGCCUUCUGCUU
This is a messenger RNA of Colletotrichum godetiae, 693 nucleotides long. RefSeq lists its product as uncharacterized. NCBI's taxonomy places the organism in Eukaryota, Fungi, Ascomycota, Sordariomycetes, Glomerellales, Glomerellaceae. The transcript has a single exon. The record is from RefSeq and is a predicted model, not a curated record. The coding region runs from base 15 to 320 and encodes 101 amino acids.